Molecule: messenger RNA, 1817 nt
Organism: Aaosphaeria arxii CBS 175.79
Lineage: Eukaryota; Fungi; Ascomycota; Dothideomycetes; Pleosporales
Product: methyltransferase
Exons: 2
Coding region: 1-1380 (459 amino acids)
Molecular function (GO): tRNA (cytidine-N3)-methyltransferase activity
Source: RefSeq, a predicted model, not a curated record
AUGCAGGAACCCCCGCAAGACCGCUUCCAGACCGACAAUUCCGUGAGCCAGAAGGCGCAGCCGCGCCAGCAGCUCUCAAAAGGCAUGGAGCACAUGCGCUUCGCCGUGACCGUCGACCCCAACCCGCACCGCAAGAAGAAUCAGCAGCAGCAGUCGCAGCCCCCGAAUCCGACGCCUACGGCGUCCCCCCCCCCCUCCCCCCCCCCCCCCCCCCCCCCCCCCCCCCCCCCCCCCCCCCCCGCCUCCAUCGCCCCCCUCCGCCACCCCUCCGCGCGCUCCCACUCCCCCACCAACAACCAAAAGCGCACCGACCCCUUCUCCUUCGGCAGCCGCCUCCUCGAAGAAGGCGACGACAUCUUCGAGUUCAACGCCUGGGACCACGUGUCCGUCGACCCGUCCUACACGCUCUUCUCGGAGGAGCAGUUCUCUCGCCAGCGCGCGGACCCGGUCUCCGACGCCGAUCGCCAGCGCUUCAACGACAACCCGGAGAAGUGGUGGAAUCUUUUCUACAAGAACAACAGGACGAACUUCUUCAAGAAUAGGAAGUGGCUCGCGCAGGAGUUCCCCGUGCUGGAUGAUGUGACCGCGGAGGGGGCGCCGCCCGCGGUCGUGCUGGAGGUGGGUGCGGGGGCGGGAAACAGCGCGUUUCCGAUUCUGCAGAAGAGGAGGAAUGAGGGGUUGAAGAUCCAUGCGUGCGAUUUCUCGAAGAAGGCGGUGGAGCUGAUAAGGGGACAUGAGUUGUAUGAUGAGAGGUAUAUACAGGCGGACGUGUGGGACGUUGCGGCGAGUCCGGACUCGGAGAAUGGGGGGUUGCCGCCCGGGAUAAAGGAGGGGAGUGUCGAUGUUGUGUUGAUGAUUUUUAUCUUCUCCGCGCUGAAUCCUAAGCAGUGGAAUCAGGCGGUUAGGAAUGUCUGGAGGUUGCUUAAGCCCGGGGGUCAGGUGCUGUUUAGGGAUUAUGGGCGCGGCGAUCUCGCCCAGGUGCGGUUUAAGAAGGGGAGGUACAUGGAGGAGAAUUUCUACGUCAGAGGCGACGGGACGAGGGUUUACUUCUUCGAGAAGGAGGAGUUGGAGCAGAUCUGGGGCGGUGGUGGUAGAGCGGCUGUACCGCAGACUGCGGAUGAGAAGCUCGCGAGCGACGCACAGAAUCUGACGAUUGACGAAGAGAAGGAGAAUGGCUCGAAACAAGAGCCGGUGCCGUCAUUUGAGGUCGCACACAUCGGCGUCGAUAGGCGCAUGCUGGUCAACCGCCAGCGAAGACUCAAGAUGUAUCGCUGCUGGAUGCAGGCCGUCUUCCGCAAGCCGGGACACGAAAGUGAAGUCGCUACAAGCACGAUACGGCAGGACAAAGAUACACCCGAGGAGGCAGAAGGAGAAGCUUAGCCAUAUUUCCUUCCCACGCAUCAUUUUCAAUUCUAGCGAUGUGAUGCCUGCCAUACACAAAGAAUAUAGAUAUACCCACGACGUUGGAUUAGCACAACAACCUCUCUUUCUCACUUUCACAAGCAGACAAAUCUCGACGAAAUGAUAUCGGUGUAAACGAUUGUGAUAUAUUUUAUGAUGCCCAAGCACGCCAUGACAACAAAUGCCAAACCAACCGAGUUUUGUUUUUAAGUAUAUCCAUACAGUCGCUCAUACAAUGCUCGCUAAAGGCGUUCUCCCAAAAAUGUACAUAAUCAAACACCGGUCUGGGUCUCGAAAUACGGUCUGAAUCUCGGCUCGCCCUGGAGUCCACACUCCCACACGCAGUCGUAACAGGACAUCAGUAAUUUGGGGAAUUUGGUCGUCCAAUAACGUAGAUAACCGUGAGGCAAAGGCCC